Molecule: messenger RNA, 436 nt
Organism: Cuscuta epithymum
Lineage: Eukaryota; Viridiplantae; Streptophyta; Magnoliopsida; Solanales; Convolvulaceae
Source: the annotation of a GenBank genome assembly
GCAAUCUCAGACUCCUGCUUUAGCUGUUUCCACGGGAGAAUCCACACCAAAUGUCUGGUAUCCUGACUCCGGUGCUUCCGCUCAUAUGACCUCGAAUGAAGGACAAACUUUCGGGGGAGGUACUACUUCAGGCAUCCAGUAAUGGUGGCGUCUAUCCUAUUUCCCUUUCCAGCACUCAGCCUGUUGCUCUUAUCUCUUAUGUUGCACCUGGACCAGUCUGGCACCGUCGUUUGGGACAUUGUGGAAAUCGCAUUUUAGCUAAACUUAAAAAGUCUGGCUCUAUUUUGAGUACUUCUAGUUUUUCUCAUGAUUGUAUUUCUUGUCGGUUAGGAAGAUCUCAACGAUUACCUUUUCAAGAAGUUUGGCAUAAAUCUAUUGCUCCUUUAUAUUUAAUUCAUUCUGAUGUUUGGCAGUCUCCUAUUGUCUCCGAAAGUGG